Messenger RNA from Cololabis saira (Pacific saury), 1003 nucleotides. RefSeq names its product cyclin-dependent kinase-like 2. Gene Ontology annotation, cellular component: nucleus. The transcript has 6 exons. Bases 1 to 990 code for a protein of 329 amino acids. Lineage: Eukaryota; Metazoa; Chordata; Actinopteri; Beloniformes; Belonidae. Gene Ontology annotation, biological process: protein phosphorylation. The record is from RefSeq and is a predicted model, not a curated record. Gene Ontology annotation, molecular function: cyclin-dependent protein serine/threonine kinase activity; ATP binding.
AUGGAGCGGUUCCAGUCCCUGGGUCCGGUCGGGGAGGGCAGUUACGGCUCGGUGCUCAAGUGUCGCCACCGGGACUCCGGCCGCCUCGUCGCCAUCAAGAAGUUCCUGGACUCUGACGACGACAGGACGGUGAAGAAGAUCGCUCUCCGGGAGAUCCGGCUGCUCAGGCAACUGCGUCACGACAACCUGGUGAACCUGCUGGAGGUGUGGAGGCGCCGGCGCCGCUGGUACCUGGUGUUUGAGUUCGUAGACCGGACGCUUCUGGACGUUCUGGAGCAAAACCCGGACGGGUUGGAGCUGAAUACGGGCCGGCGGUACUUCUACCAGAUCCUGAGGGCCGCCAACUUCUGCCACCAGCAAAACGUCAUCCACCGUGACAUCAAACCAGAAAACAUCCUCAUCUCUCAGGAGGGCGUGGUCAAACUGUGUGACUUCGGCUUCGCCCGCACCAUGGCGGCGCCGCCAGACCCUGGCGUGUACACCGACUACGUAGCCACUCGUUGGUACCGAGCGCCCGAGCUGCUGGUGGGAGACGCCAAGUACGGCAAACCUGUAGACGUGUGGGCUGUGGGUUGUCUGCUGAUAGAGAUGCUGACAGCUCAGCCUUUGUUCCCCGGAGAGUCCGACCUCGAUCAAAUACACCACAUCAUCAGGUGUUUUGGAAACCUGACGACGCAUCACCAGGAGCUGUUCUACAGAAACCCGGGGUUUUCCGGGGUGAAACUUCCUGAAUGUUCGGGGACUGUCCCGCUGCAGCAGCGUUUCCCCGCCGUCCCCCCCGCCGCCCUCGAUCUGGCUAAGGAAAACACAACAAAGGCAACAUCAAGGAUGAGAAGAAAGAAACUCCUCCCGUCCCUCCGGUCCCAUCAGAGAACCAGCAGCAUGGACUGGACCGCGACGCUUGCACUGCUGAUCACACGCAAUAACUUCAUCUCUGUUUGCUCCUCCCAUCAUAUAUUUGAUCAUAUUUCUCUAUAUAACAAAUGUUGACUUGAAAUUCUUA